AUGAGCGCCUCAUCAUACCCUACCACUGAGGAAACAACAAAUGUCAAUAGAAGAAACCGACUUUUACUAGGCCCCUGUACGGAUCAGUUACGAGAUGUCCUACGUCAGGAAGUUCCACCAAAUACAUUCUCUUUUAUUUUUAAGCAGAAAGAAAAAAAUAUUUCACAUCUGAAUGCUGCACAGAAAGCGCUUCUUUACCCAGUUAGUGGUUCAUACACCGGAAAAUACAACGAUAUGGACAUUUCGCUAUUAUACAUUCUUCUUAGGAAUAUAACCAAUAUUCCUCAACACAAAAAGAAAUGGGGUAAUGAGCCAGAUAUAAGUGACAGGUCUCUCUCUGCUAAUGUAGAGAGAAUACGUAUAGAAAGAAACAGUUGUGUUCAUUCGCCUGAUGCAUCAACUCCAAAUAUAAAAUUCAAUGAUUUCUGGUCCAAAAUAGAGAAUGUUGUUGCAGAGCUAGAUUCGUAUCUAGGAAAUGGAGGAAAAUGUAGAAAAGAGACAGAUUACUUACGAAGUGUAGAGAUGGAUCCCGCCCUCGAUUUAAAAAAUAGACAAGAAAUCAAGAGACAGGCCGAAGAAGAAAAAGAUAUUAAAGAAAAAGUAGAACAACUUGAAAAUACUCCAGAGAACAAAAAAAUGGAAAGACGUAUUGCAAUAACUGAAAGCAGUAUGAAGCAGUGGAAAAAGGAGGACGUUUCAUUUGUAGAAUCGCAUGCCUUUCCAGAUAUCAGGAACAAAGUAGACAAGCAACCAAUUGUGCUGGAGUAUUUCAAAGACAAUACAAGUUUUAAACCUUUGAUUAUGGAUACAUUGACAUUGAGUAAGAAAAAGGAACAAUUCAUUGAAAUCAUUGGCACCAAGAUGUCACCCAAAUUGAAAGAAAAGAGUUCUUACGCAUCUGGCUUCACACUCAUGACAGCGGCUUGUUUAUGCAGGAGUCUGCCAUUGGUGAAAGAGAUUUUAAAUGAUAUAGAAGAAAGACGGAACUUAUUUUAUCUUGACACAUGUGUAAAUAGUAGAAGCACAUUAUCUUUAAAUUCGAUUUAUGGAGACAAUAGAACGCCUUUAGAGGCAGCAAUUUUGUCCCGUGACACAUCAUUCGUAAAAGAAUUGAUUGAAAUUGGAGCUGAUGUAAAUUUUAGGUCACCAUUAUUUUAUGCCAUGAAAUUGAAUGCUUUGGAAAUAGAAAACGUUCUUCUGGAAAAUGGUGCAGGAAUUAGUGAAGUUUUAGAAAAAGGAUCACUGGAAGGAAACGAAAAUGUUGUGUUCAAACUAAUUAAUGGAAGGUGUAAAGAAAUUUUAGAAGAAAGAGGAAUAUUUCAAAGCAGUCUUGAUUUAGCUUUGUACAAAGCUUGUCAAGGUGAACAUUGUUCAAUUAUAGAGACCCUAAUAGAACACGGCGCCAGAAUAAAUGCAUCUUUUAAAGACGGCUGGACACCACUCCACAUUGCUAUAGGGAGGAACAAUGCUAUUUUAGCGGAAUGUCUCAUCAACAAGGGUUCAGACUGCAAGGCCAAGGAAUGUCUAUUAGAAAGAACGCCUUUACACCUUGCUUCCCAGAAACACCUUUUACCGACAGUGAAUCUAUUGUUAAAGAAAGGUACAAACUGCAAUGAGCGUGACGUUGAAAAAUGCACCCCACUUCACCUUGCUAUUGAUCCUCAUGACAAUAUCAAGAUUGACGUUAUAGAAGAAACUGAGGAUUUGCUCUUACUGAUACAAACACUUAUUGAUAAUAAUGCCAAUAUAGACAUAUGUGACGAAAAUCAGACCUCCCCGCUGCUAAGUGCAUGUAAAAAUCAAAUGUGGCUUGUUGCAGAACGACUGAUUACAAAUGGUCCGAUGUAA
Saccostrea cuccullata (small rock oyster) is the source of this 1848-nucleotide messenger RNA. RefSeq names its product ankyrin-3-like. Gene Ontology annotation, molecular function: protein binding. The transcript has 4 exons. Bases 1 to 1848 code for a protein of 615 amino acids. NCBI's taxonomy places the organism in Eukaryota, Metazoa, Mollusca, Bivalvia, Ostreida, Ostreidae. The record is from RefSeq and is a predicted model, not a curated record.